AUGAAUAUUUUCUUAACACUGAUCUUUGCUAUUCUAGCUGCUUGCGUUUUGUAAGUUUUUUUUUCAUGAAUGUGAGAAAAUUUGCAAAAUUUUUUGCUGAAAACUACAAAAAUUUCAGUGCAAAAAUAUUCAAUAUAUUAUUCCAGAUCUGCUCCACAACGUAUAAUCGAAAAGACAACGAUUAUCCGUGGUGGUCCACCACCUCGCCAUUUCCAUCCUCCACCUCCACCACCUCCACGUCGCCCAAUUUUCCGACCACCAGUUACAGUUGUCAAGCAAACCGUCAUUCACGGUUGA
Molecule: messenger RNA, 297 nt
Organism: Caenorhabditis angaria
Lineage: Eukaryota; Metazoa; Nematoda; Chromadorea; Rhabditida; Rhabditidae
Source: the annotation of a GenBank genome assembly